UAUGUCAAACAGCCCUGCGGAGUGCGUAAGGCGUGGUCAAUAAAUCUUUUACCCAGAAUACUGCAGACAAUUGGUUCCAAAGUUCAAGGGUAAAAUAUCCAGGAGCAGAGCGCGCAGGGCAGAAAAGAAGAAGAGGACGAGCGCAGGAGAAGUGUCAAGGUGACUCAUUUGGGGGAAAUUAUAAAGAAGUCGCUCACUGGUGUGCACAGGAAUAAACACAAUCAAGACCAAAUAUGGCUGAGAACACAAAUCCAAAAAGAAGCUCCGGUGACUUUACUAAGAAAUUACAGCGGCGACUGAGCAGAGGCAAAGAAAAGGUGCUGCAGAGGCUGGGAAAAUCGGUAGAAACCAGAGACGACUACUUUGAACAGUCCGUCCAACAUUUCAUGGACCAGCAGACUGAUGGGAACCGCAUAUACAAGGACCUGAGGCACUACAUCAAUGCAGUUAGAGACAUGCGUGAAGCUUCAAGACGACUUUCCCAAUCUCUGUUUGAUGCUUACGAACAUGAAUGGGUUGCAGGGGAAGACCUGGGAGCCAUUGUAGAGGGAGAGGAUCUCCUGUGGAAUGACUACGAGGUGAAGUUAAUGGACCAGGCCGUCCGCACCAUGGAGUCCUAUGUGAGCCAAUUCCCUGAUGUGAAGGAGAAAGUGGCCAAGAGGGGGAGAAAACUGGUGGACUACGACUCCUCCCUGCACCAGCUGGAGGCGCUGCAGACGGCAAAGAAAAGAGAUGAUGUCAAAAUAAAAAAGGCAGAAGAAGACAUGAACGCUGCCAAAAGUGUCUAUGAAGGCCUCAACAACGACUUAAAGGACGAGCUGCCUCAGCUCUUUGAAAGUCGUAUUGGAUGCUACGUUUCAGUGUUCUCAUCUUUAGCAAGCUUACGAGACGUCUUCCAUAAAGAAAUGAGCAAGCUGAACCUGGAUCUUGGCAGCGUGAUAAAGGAGCUGCAGGCUCAACAUCCAGAGAAAGUGUUCGCUGUGAGGGGAAUGCAACGGUAUGGUUCCCUGAAGAGACGAUCUAUGAUGUCUCCUAAGGCCUGGAAAGCCAGCUUCUCCGAGCGCUACAGUCCUAAACCCGGACUGAGGCUCAGCUUGAAGUCUCCGGACAAACCCAGACAUAGCACUCUGUCCAGAGAGAGCAGCACCCUCACAGUCACGCCGCAGUCAUCCAUUCUGGAGAGCACCUCUGAGUUCAGUGAUCUUGAUUCCCAGUCGAUUCACAGUGAGACCCCCAGUUCUCCAUCCCAAGAGGAUUCUGCAGAGGGGGCAGCCGGGAGCAAGCUGAGGUCAGGGCAAGAGAGCAGUCAGGUGGAGGAGAAGGAUGAGAAGGAAGAAGAGUCCGAGCCUCCUGGAGAGUCUGAUAAUCAGGGAGAUGGUGCCAAAGCUCCACCAAGUGACAGCAGCUCUGAACUGAACAACUCCUGUGAUUCGGAGAGUCUGGACAUGCAGCUGUCUGCAGCCAACGUCGGCGCGCUGCACAUUGAGGAGAGAGAGGACCUGGAGAGUCUUAAAGCAAACGGACUGGAGAACGGGGAAGUGUCUGGGUUUGACUCUGACAUCAAAGACCUGAGCAGUCCACACAAGGAUGCUCCUGCAGAAAACCAAGCUACUCCAAACGUCAGAAACACUGUGGUUUAGAGCAAAAACACCGGGAGAGGCUGAGAAGAGAUGGAAGUUAACAGCUGCACAAAAGAAAAAAAUGUGGAGACAGCCGCACUGAAACUCCCAACUGUGUUGUAAUGAAAUAUGUGCUGCGCAUUGACUUGUUGGAGUUAGAUUUUCUAUUGAACUUUUAUCAAAAUCACUUGUAUGUAUACUGUCGCUCAGAGUCUGGGUUAAAUGUAUUCUGUCAUAUUUUUUUUAACAGUUGUCUUAAUUAUCUUUUAAAGUAGAUAUAGCCUUUACAAUUAUAAGUGCAGGUUGAUUUAGUCAUGAAUAUUGAUUGUUCGCUAACAUACAUGCAGAUAGGAUCACAUUGUUAGUAAGCUUUCUUACUGACGACACAUCGCUGCCUAUUUGCAGAUCUACUGUGCUGUGACGUUAGUGUCAAACUUUCCACAGACAAAAGACUACUUAAAGGCAAUUUAAAUUAUUUUUUACUUGUUUUGAAUUUAUUUCAAGCAUUUUUGCUCACAGGAUUUCAGCAUUUACACAUUUUUAAGCUUAAUUUUCAACCUUAGUUUGAAUCGGAUGUAAGAUUAUGGGCUCUUUUUAAACUGGAAAUCUGUAACUGAAAUAAACAAUCAUUGUGUGAUUCUGAACAACAAUCUUUGUAUCAUGUUCAUACUGAUAUGAUUAGUUUGAAUGAUUUGAUGAAUAGUGAUGAAUAUGCAAACACUCAAUGCUACUCCCUGAUGUAUACAAUAAAUUAUUAAAAUGCAGUUAUUUAAAUAUAA
This is a messenger RNA of Labrus bergylta (ballan wrasse), 2398 nucleotides long. RefSeq names its product bridging integrator 2a (gene bin2a). Gene Ontology annotation, biological process: plasma membrane tubulation; podosome assembly; phagocytosis, engulfment. Gene Ontology annotation, molecular function: phospholipid binding; protein binding. The record is from RefSeq and is a predicted model, not a curated record. Gene Ontology annotation, cellular component: podosome; plasma membrane; phagocytic cup. NCBI's taxonomy places the organism in Eukaryota, Metazoa, Chordata, Actinopteri, Labriformes, Labridae.